ACUACACAAAAUUUAAAAUUAAUUACUAAACAAUUUUACAUUUUCAGACAAACGUAACAAUAUGCUAAUGCUAUAUUGAUUUCACACAUGAUUUUGCCCUUGUUAUAUUACUUUUGUUACAUAAAGUGCUUAUCUACUUGAGGUUAUAAACCGCUUGCGGAGUACACGUAUGCAGUCAUAUUUCGUGAAGAAUUCGUGUUUUAUUAGAUUAUUUGUUUGAAAUGACACAAAGUGCAUAAAAUCAAGACUCCAAGAUAUCAUGCUCCCGCUUAUACAAAAGGAUACGCGGCCAUCGCGCGGGCCCCUAUCAGGAGUGCGUGAAAAGUUACAAAAUUGGUUUCGUUUAAUAUUAUCGGACAAGAAUUCUCGAAAUUUGUUCCUUUUCCUCUUAUUAAAUUUAUCUUUUGCAUUUGUUGAAUUAUUUUAUGGUGUGUGGACGAACAGUUUAGGUCUUAUAUCUGAUGCAUUCCAUAUGUUCUUUGAUUGCACUGGGCUGGUAGCUGGUCUAGCAGCAUCUCUGGUAUCAAAAUGGCGUGCAAAUGAAAGAUUUUCAUAUGGAUAUGCAAGAGCAGAAGUAUUAGCAGGCUUUGUUAAUGGUCUGUUUCUGCUGUUCAUAGCUUUCUUUAUAAUGAGUGAAGCUGUAGAAAGAGCUAUAGAACCACCGGAGGUCAAACACGAACGUUUGCUGCUCGUCUCGAUUCUCGGAUUUUUGGUAAACAUGGUUGGGAUAUACGCGUUCCACCAUGGGCACGGGCACGGACACGGCGGCCACGGGCACUCGCACGGCGGCCACGGCCACUCGCACAACCACGACCACGGCCACUCUCACGGCGACAUCGAGGCGCCCACCGGCGCUGGCUCUGCUAUCAUGCGGGGAGUCUUCCUCCACGUGCUCGCCGACACCCUCGGCUCCGUCGGCGUCAUAAUUUCCGCCAUACUGAUGAGAAUGUUCGGUUGGAUGCGGGCAGACCCCAUCUGCUCGAUGGCGAUCGCGCUGCUGAUCGCCGCUAGUGUUAUACCUUUAGUGCGGGACUCCGCCGGUGUGCUAAUGCAAAGGACUCCGACGUCUUUAGAACGCGCUUUGCCUAAUCUGUUCACUCGUGUGGUGGGGUUAGCAGGAGUCCAUGCUGUACAAGAGCCUCACUUCUGGACUCUCUGUAGUGACGUUCAUGUUGGUGCUAUGAAACUCGAGGUGGCUAGGGAAGUCGAUCCCAGAUAUGUUACCGAGCAAGCCGCGAGAAUCUUCCGAGAGGCGGGAGUGAAACAUCUCACUGUUCAAUUAGACUAUUCUCCUCUUUGAUCGUAAACAACGACUGUGUUGUAAAUAAUUGAAAUAG
Aricia agestis (brown argus) is the source of this 1337-nucleotide messenger RNA. RefSeq names its product zinc transporter 7 (gene ZnT86D). NCBI's taxonomy places the organism in Eukaryota, Metazoa, Arthropoda, Insecta, Lepidoptera, Lycaenidae. The transcript is spliced from 3 exons. Gene Ontology annotation, molecular function: zinc ion transmembrane transporter activity. Gene Ontology annotation, cellular component: membrane; Golgi apparatus. Bases 260 to 1300 code for a protein of 346 amino acids. Gene Ontology annotation, biological process: zinc ion transport; intracellular zinc ion homeostasis; transmembrane transport. The record is from RefSeq and is a predicted model, not a curated record.